AUGCUGGUGCUCACCGGUCGACCAAAAACCUACGACAUGAAUCGUUUGCCCAACAUAUGGUUCCAUGAGGUGACUGUCAAUCCCCCAAUCAUGAGCAGUAAAAUUGAUGCUGGUCAAACUGUGAUCGAAGUGGAAUUCACUCAGUUUGGCCGAAAAGGUGGAGCAUUUGUACAUAAGGAAUUCACCCGGAGGCUCAGUGACUUGUCUACGGCUUUUCACAAACGCUUCAGUGAACGAUUCCCGGUAGACUUGUCCGUGUUCUCAGAACGGCAGGUUAACCUUUCCAAGGUUGCUGUAAGCAAUCUGUUGGGUGGCUUGGGCUAUUUCUACGGGAGCUCGUUGGUUCAGUCCUCGCAUUCCGGUCCGGAACCGGUGAACAAUUGGCCUGCUGGUCUGUUCACAGCCACCCCAUCGCGCUCGAUGUUUCCACGUGGUUUCUUGUGGGAUGAAGGAUUCCACGGUCUGAUACUAGCUCGUUGGGAUCCGGAGUUAGCUAUGGAGACAGUCGGACACUGGUUGGAUUUGAUGAAUGUGAACGGUUGGAUUCCACGUGAGCAGAUCCUCGGCUCGGAAUCUAGAUCGCGUGUGCCCGAGAAGUUCGUCAUUCAACGGGACAGCAUCGCCAAUCCACCCACCCUAGCACUGGUAGUUGAAGCUCUGAUCGAUCUGCUACCAAAAUUCUCCUCCGCUGAGGUGGCUCGAUUCCGUCAGUGGUCUUUGACUGCUCUUCCUCGCUUGCACACAUGGUAUCAAUGGUUCAACCGGACUCAGGCAGGCUCUGUUCCGUUCAGUUACUAUUGGAAAGGGCGAGACCCGCAUGAGAUUCACCAGCUUAAUCCACUCACUCUGAGUUCCGGUCUAGACGACUAUCCCCGUGCUUCGCACCCUUCGAACACGGAGCGCCAUUUGGACUUACGUUGCUGGAUGGCUCUAUUCGCUCGGACUGUGGCUCGAUUAGCCUCACUAGUGGCUCAGUACGCACAGACCGAGACUGGUCAGGGUCAUCUUCAGAAAUUGGAGGAGGCUCGCCUGUUGGCCGCGGACUAUUCCGGUUGGGCCGACUUGCUCAUGGAUAUGAACAAUCUGGAUCAGUUGCAUUGGUCAGAUGCCGCCGGACGAUAUGGAGAUUACGGGUUGCACACGGACACAGUCCGGCUGCAGAUGCCCGCCCAGUCUGCCCUGGAGGAAGGGGCAGAGGAACCCAAAGCAACACGUGUGGUAGACAAGCCACCCAUACCGCAACUGAUCACAACAUCUCCCGGAUACCUUACUCUGUUCCCUUUGCUGUUGCGAAUUAUACCUCCGAACUCCCCUCGCUUAGGUCGUCUAUUGGACGACCUGGCAAGUGAAGAUAUCUGGACGGAACACGGUCUCCGUUCUCUGUCUCGCAGUUCACCAUUCUACCGUAAAUCAAACACCAAAGAAGACUUGCCAUAUUGGCGCGGGGCAAUCUGGAUCAAUAUGAACUAUCUGGCUGUGAAAAGCUUGCGCUACUAUGCUACACAUUCGCGCACGCCCACCGAUGUGGCAUCACGUGCAAACCAAUUGGCUGUGCGGUUAUCACAGAACCUGGUGCGAACUGUUCUCGGCGAGCUGGAACGAACCGGGUACAUGUGGGAACAGUAUGACGACAACACCGGUCGGGGUCAACGGGGGCAUCCGUUUGCUGGCUGGACUGCACUAGUGGCCCUGAUCAUUAGUCCAGAUGCAAGCUAG
Messenger RNA from Echinostoma caproni, 1716 nucleotides. Lineage: Eukaryota; Metazoa; Platyhelminthes; Trematoda; Plagiorchiida; Echinostomatidae. The record is from the annotation of a GenBank genome assembly.